Somion occarium is the source of this 2107-nucleotide messenger RNA. The record is from the annotation of a GenBank genome assembly. Lineage: Eukaryota; Fungi; Basidiomycota; Agaricomycetes; Polyporales; Cerrenaceae.
AGCCGAAACGACGCCAGAUGUGUGUUCCUCGAAGCGUUCUUCGGCGACUGGACUAUCGGCGGUCCUGCUUAACCCGCUAGUCCUUGAUGGAGGACCUCUCCUUGACGAUUCCUCUCAAUCGUUUAAGCGUACAGGCUCGAAUGUCUUGGCAUUCGAAUUUGCUUAAGAACCGCUCAAUUUUCCCGGAGAAUGUUCUUCAGUCCAUUCGGUCUCAUUAUCCCAAUUCCCUAAGUCGUGGUGCCGGUCGCCUGACUUUUUUCUUACUACACCCAUUCCAUUUCACGACACCGUAUCCCUUACAACCCACUCGUUCUUUUGACUUCACGAACUUGAAUUUACAUCAGACUCACGAAUUCGAAUUUUCAACUCUACUGUCCCCUACUCUAAUCCAGCAUCGACAUGCGUUCUUCUACUGUCCUCGCUAUCGCCAUCGCCUCAGCAGCCGUCCCUGCAUUCGCAGCCCCUACUACUGCCAUACCUCAGGACGAGAGUGGCGCGCUGAAUUUCCAAGACGUCAAGGACUUCGGCCAGGGUUUCGUUGAUGGUUUCACCAAAACACUUAGUGCGGUUGCACCUUUUGCUGGACUCCUUCUCCGUGAAGACGACGAGAGCGGUGCCCUCAGCUUUCAAGAUGUCAAAGAUUUCGGCAAGGGCGUAGUUGACGGUUUCACUCAUACCGUCGAGGAAGUAACUCCCGCUAUCCAGGCGGUCGGUGGCCUUGUUCAGACGGCUGCACCUCUGCUCAGUCAUUUCCAAGGCAGAGAGUUAAUUGCUCGUGCUAUUAUCGAGGCCAGGCAAGAACAAGGUCUCGAUGAGAGCGGCGCCUUGAGCUUUGACGACAUUACCAACGGUCUGAAGAAGGCCUGGGACACAGUCGGGCCAAUUGUGAAGGCCGUUGCACCUAUUGCUGAGGCGGCUGCUCCUCUCCUCUUGCGCGACGUAGAUGAGAGUGGUGUUUUGAGCUGGCAGGACGUCAAAGACUUCGGCAAGGGCUUCGUCGAUGGUUUCACUAACACCGUGGAAUCAAUUACGCCCGCUGUUCAGGCAGUUGGUGGUCUCGUCCAGACCGCAGCGCCUCUCCUAAGUCACAACCAAGGUAGAGAGUUAGUCGCUCGGGCUAUCAUACAAGCGAGACAUGAACAGGGUCUUGACGUAUCUGGUGCUUUGAGCUUCCAUGACAUUACUGAUGGACUCAAGAAGGCCUGGGAUACUGUAUCCCCCAUCGUGAAGACCGUGGCACCUAUCGCAGAAGCUGCCGCUCCCCUCCUUCUGCGGGACGUCAGCAGCCAACCUCCCCCUUCAACUUCUCCUUACCUCGAUGAAUCCGGCGCUUUGAGCUUCGACGACAUUACCAACGGUAUCAAGAAGGUCUUCGAUACAGUCGCCCCUAUCGUAAAGACUGUUGCACCCAUCGUCGAAGCUGCUGCCCCGCUUUUCUUGCGAGAUGUUGACGAAAGUGGUGCUCUGAGUUGGCAAGACGUCAAGGAUUUCGGGAAGGGCUUUGUUGACGGGUUUACUGAUACCCUUCAAUCGGUCACUCCUGCUGUUCAGGCAGUCGGCGGUCUUAUUGAGACUGCUGCUCCUUUGCUCAACCAUGCUCAGGGUCGAGAGCUGGUCGCGAGGGGUAUUAUUGACUCAUUAGGGCACGACAAGAGCAGGGGCUCGAUGACUCUGGCGCAUUAAGCUUCCACGAUAUCACUGACGGACUCAAGAAGGCUUGGGACACCGUAUCGCCCAUUGUUCAGACAGUUGCGCCGAUCGCUGAGGCUGCAGCACCCCUCUUCUUGCGCGACGUCAACGGUAAUGCUCUACCACCCACCUUCAAAGCUCAUGUUCGUCCUCGUCCCAAGAGGAGCUUGAACGACCUUGAUUAGACUGCAAUUCUGGGGAUCUAUUCAAUUCAUUUUUUUGGGUUAUAAGGCGGUCAAUAUUCGCAUCUGUUUCAUAUUUGGGUUAUCGAAAGAAACAGUCAUGCAAUCUCACUUCACGCAAUUCAAUCUUGUACUAAUGUGCUAACAGUGUUAACGUACCAUUGUAUGUACUGCAGAGACUCGGUUGUAUUUCAAAUAGGGAUCUAUCUGGGAAUGAAAUGGGUCUUUUGGCUUUU